This is a messenger RNA of Hemiscyllium ocellatum (epaulette shark), 4701 nucleotides long. RefSeq names its product androglobin (gene adgb). NCBI's taxonomy places the organism in Eukaryota, Metazoa, Chordata, Chondrichthyes, Orectolobiformes, Hemiscylliidae. Gene Ontology annotation, molecular function: oxygen binding; calcium-dependent cysteine-type endopeptidase activity; heme binding. The coding region runs from base 1 to 4701 and encodes 1566 amino acids. The record is from RefSeq and is a predicted model, not a curated record. The transcript is spliced from 35 exons. Gene Ontology annotation, biological process: proteolysis.
AUGUCGAAAGGCGGCAAGAAACGGGAGUCAAACCUGAAGGCGAGCCCGACCCCAGUCCAACAGGUCAUCGUCAAAGAUACUACUUCAUUUGUUCUGAGCUGUGGAGGUACAGGAGGAAUUACUGAAUCCAGAAAAAGUCGAUAUCCUCUCUGGCCGGAGUGGAAUGAAGCAGAUGUGAAUGCUGAGAAAUGGGACUUAGCCAAACCAAUUAAAGAAAAGGACAAAGCUGUAAAAAGUCCAAGUCUGCAAUUGUUUGAAGAUCCGGAGGGGAAGGUUGAACUGCCGCCAUCACUUAAAGUUUAUUCUUGGAAGCGUCCUUAUGAAUUUAUCCUAGAGAAGCUUCCUGUUAUUGUUGCGAGAGAGUCCUCAUUCGAUCUAAUGACUGCUAAUGAACAUAUUUUGAAGAGUGAGAUGAUGCGAUGGAUUAUCAGUGAAAUCAUAAUGCUAUGGCACACCUGCCAGGACACUAAGUUAAACGAUAAGAGCUUGCUGGAGGCAAUGGGAUCUCCCUGGAAACCUUGGGAGCACAUAUAUGCCCUUUGUAAGGCUUCAAAAGGACACACACCUCUUUACAACAGUUAUGGAAAGUAUGUAGUGAAGCUGUACUGGAUGGGGUGCUGGCGCAAGAUCACAGUGGAUGAUACUAUGCCCUUCAACAAAAAUGGUAAACUGCUGCUUCCAUCUUCAACCUGCCUGGGCGAGCUUUGGCCAAUGUUGCUGUCGAAAGCUCUCAUAAAGCUUGCAAGCAUUGACAGUGAUCUUUGUAGAAAAAAAGAACUGGGGGAGUUCACAGUUUUGCACGCUCUGACAGGCUGGCAUCCCGAGAUCAUCCCACUCCGAUCUGAGCAGUCUGAGAGAAUCUGGUCCUUUCUGAAGACACUUCUCCCAGAGUUCACUUUUGCAAACGAGGAACCUGUUGUGGCCAAAGUGCCUUCAACAGAAUCAAUACAAAAAAACGAGAAGGAAAAUGAAGAUAUUGUGGAAGUUGUCAGCAGCAAACCAGUUGAAAAAGUAAACAAAGAGAAAGCAGAAUCAAAAGAUGUUGGGAAGAAAAAGAAUAAGGAAGCUGAAUUCAAUAAAGAUAAAAGCAGAAUACUGAUUCAACGACCACAGUCUGCCUCUCAAAGUGUUUCACAAAUUCUUACAGAGAGUCUUCCUCCACCAGUGAUGCCACGAAUGAUGAUCUAUGCUACCUACUUCCCACUACAGCUGUCGGAAAGGAAGAUUUCUUUACUUGGGCAAAUGGCUGAUUCCUCAGAGAAGUUGCGACACUAUGGACUUUCCCAUGCGCAUAGCCACCCAGUAAUGGUUACUAGGACUAGGUCGUGUUCCCUCAUAAACCCUCCAGAAACAACACCAGUUCCACGAUGGAAGCUCAUCCGACCACGAAAUCGUGCUCUUCCAAUAGCUGAUCCAAAAGAGACCAAAGUAAAGAAACCUGAUCAAUUUAUUGAAAUCUCAAGCCCAUUGGUUAACUACAAGAUAGACACUACAAUCAUACCACCAGAGAGAACUGACCAAGUGCCCUUGAUUAAAAAAGCUGUGAACACUAGCUUGGCAGCUGUCAGUGAAAACGAUGAGACACUCGAUCAGAAUGAUGAUGAAGAACAAAAGGUUCUGGAGUCACCUUUCUUUGCGGAGGAAAUUGAUUCCACAAAAGCAAGUGGCCAGUUUUCAUCAGUGUCUCAUGGUGCUAAAAGUCAGCAAAGUAAUGUAGCAGAACACAAGGAAGAUACUAUGUUUGUUCGACCCCCACUGGAGAGUUUAAUUGAAGCAUUGAAAUCAUAUCAGAACCAGGCACUGAUCCUGACCGGAUCUGCGCACUGCAAUCUGGUGAGCUCUGUCAACCUUCACCCGGUCCACCUCGGCAUCCCAGCCAAGGAAUUGCGGCAACUUGUCUUCAAAAAGACCUGCUGGUUGCCCACCUUCUACUCUGUCCAGCAAGCUGAUGACCCAGAUCUUCUUUCUCCUGCCUCUAUUUUCCAGGUCAUCGACUUGCUCAGUUGGGCCCGAACCGAUUUCUCAAGGGCCUGGAUCCGCCCUGCCGAGUCCACAGAUGAUCGAGGACCAUACUAUCUACAUGUGGACCACAUCAAGCCAGUAGAAAUGUUGGUUACUUUCUCUGCAUUGGUACGCUGGGGUGAUAUCAGCUGUGAGAAGAACCUUAACAAAGGAAACAAUGACAAAGAUAAUGUGAAGGAAUUCUCGGGCCUUCAGUCAGGCAUGCUCAUCGCUGAGUCAUACUCUUGGAAGAGUCUUGCUUUGAACCCCCCAAUUCUAUACAUCAGAACUGUGGCUACAAAAUCAACCAUCUUGGAGCUACCUUGUGGGCGCCAUGUGAUUCGGUUUACUGCCACUUCUCCUCUCGGACACAAUAUCAACAUAAGUAGUACAGUGCCAUUUAUCUUUGGUGAUGAAGAUACGGUUUUAGCACACCUUAGCAAGGACAGCCUGCGAUUUACGCAGCAUGCUACCCGCAUUAUUAAAGCAAUUGAAAAUGCCAUAUGUAACUUCAAUGAUGAGCAAGAGCAUCGCAAAACUUCACUGGAACUUCAACAUUGUCAUUUCCCAUUCCCAUUUGACGAUGCUAACCUGGCUGAGGAGCAAACCAAGGUCUUCAACACUGCUGUUUACGCCACCGUUGCAUACGCCCUUGAUGCUUGCCCUAGUACCGAAGACUAUUUUGCUCUUAGAACACUCUUAGUUGAUAGCUCUCCAAAGCAGCUUAGGAUUGAAGAGAGAUCUUGCACAAGGUCAAAACAACACAAUUAUGUCAAAACUAUCCUGUGGGAAAUUUGGAAUUUACUGGAAUCAGACGUAGAGAAACAUGCCUCGUACUUACUUAGGUACAUGCUUAAUUCAAAUCCAAAACUGGCAAAACUGUAUCCAUUUUAUGAAGAUGAAUGGUGUAGGACAGUAUAUGCGGAUUACACAACCACAUACAAUGAUCAGCCUCCCAAUUCCUGGUUUGUGGUAUUCAGAGAGGUGUUUAAUAUCCCUCAAGACAUGCUGAUUGUGCCAAAGAUUUACUCUGCACUGACCACUUGCGUUCUUCAUGUGGUCAAUAAUGAUACAGGAGAAGAAAUACCCAGGGUUUUUCAAAAAGUAGCUCCUUAUACAUACAAAAAAAAUUCAAACGGCUAUACAUUCACAGUUGAAGCCCAGACAGGGAGUUUCCCAGUUCCCAGUGGUAAAUGGAGAUUACGUUUGAUUGGCUCCAGGCAUCCUCUUCCUGUUCUGGCAAAUGAAACUGUCAACAGCAGCUUUUCAAUAAAGGAGAUUAAGUCCUACUACAUUCCAAAUGAUAAAAACAUCAUCUUCAGAUUCCAGGUCAAUGUGUAUAUAACUCAUCAAGCUACACUCCAUGUACAAACCUCCAAAUCAGAUGUAUACAUCGAGCUACAAAUCCUAAACAGAAGUAGAGAGGUAGCCAAAGCAACUGGAAAAGGCCAUACUAUAAUCCCUUCAUUCCUGUUUGCCUCAGGUACAGAACGUCCUACUACUUACGUACCUUCACGUAAACCUUCUGAUGUUCCUAAUACUUUGGGAACUUCCAAGAAGUUGGGAACUAGUCCAAGUAACAAGACUGCAAGGAGUUCUGCUAAGGCAACAAGUGAACAAAAAUCACCCAUAUUAUUAGAUGAGAACACACUUCCUAUGGAUAUAGAACAAUCACUGACAAAAGUGGUUCACAAAUACAUUAUUCAAGCAUCAAUUCUUUACAGAAGCUGGCCACUAACUGAAAGUGAAUUAGCUUUUGCUGAAUCGCAGAAGGAUAUGGACAUCGAACUUGCAGAGAGGACUAUUGAUUCUACUUUUCCUGACACUGAAGAGAUAAAGCCGCAAACAGCCAAACAUAGCAGGAAAGGAAAGGAGAAGGAUAAAGGAGGGAAAGAGAAAAGUGCACCAUCCAAGCCAGAGAUUCCGGUGCAGCAAAUUGAUUUAACAAAACCUCACUUUACACUUCAUUAUGUCACUGAGCAUGGUGAAAGUGAUUGUUUUGACAUCAAGAAAGACACCGAACGACAAGAUGAAAUUCAGGCUAUGAAACGAGCUUGGGAAGCUGCAGAACCUGGAAGGGCUUUCAAAGCCUUACAACUCCGACUGCAUAUCAUGAAUUACAAAACAAUAGAUAAUACAUUGCUCAGUACUGCUGGGAAAGAAGGCGAAAAUAUCAGUGAGGUUCCUUCUGAAAACGAUACCAAUGAUGCAGCAACACAGGAGAUGCAAUCUGCAGAUCAGUCUCAUGUUUUAGAAGAAAGUCAAUCCACAGAUGUUGACAAACCUUUACAAGAUCGCUCCGUUGUAGAGAAGUGGACACGUUAUGUCAGGACUACACGACCUGUUCCAGUUCUCCUGGAUGAACACACUUUUGAAGAACAGGUGAAGAGUAAGGCAGAAGAAAUUCGCAAGUUCCGCCAAAGGCGAGAGAUGAUCCUCGAACAGCGAGAGAAAGAAGGGCAGGCUCGCCGUCAGCUGAAGACACAGCAACUGCAAAUGUGUGAGGCUUUGCAGGAAGCCUUGGAUGAAGCUCGAAACAACAUCUACCAACUCAGAGAGUCGUACAGAAAUAAACUAAUCGAGGAAGAAUCAAAGCAAAGAGAAAUUGCAGCAAUGGAAGCAGCUCUCCGAGCAGAGCCAGAGAAAAAGCCCGGGAGUUCCAUGAGCAAAAUACCUAAGAGCUCAGGAAAGCGAAAGUAA